Rhizophagus irregularis DAOM 181602=DAOM 197198 is the source of this 588-nucleotide messenger RNA. RefSeq lists its product as uncharacterized. NCBI's taxonomy places the organism in Eukaryota, Fungi, Glomeromycota, Glomeromycetes, Glomerales, Glomeraceae. The record is from RefSeq and is a predicted model, not a curated record.
AUGGGAACACGUGGUGUUAUACUUAUUCGUACACGUAAACCUAAAAGAAAAGAAAUGAGUGUGAUGGGUGAGCCAGCUGGAAGUCAAUACUUUUAUGAAUAUUAUGUUUGUAUUUAUCAACACUUUGAUGGAUAUGUCAAAGGUGGUUUGGGUGAAUGGUUGGCUAACUUUCUCUAUGAAUUUACACACAAUCUUUCAACUUAUCCUGAUACCGGCCUCCUUGCAACUAGAUUAAUUGAGGGCCUCUAUUCGAGUAAUUUUUUCGUAAAUCCACGUCUUGUUCCUAUUGCACCCUUGGAAGAAAUGUUCCAUAGUGAUUACGAUUAUGUGUACAUUAUUACUGUCUCGUGCGAUUCAAAUCUUGGUUUAAAUGAUAAAUCCAUCAUGUUAAGUGUAUGCUACUAUAGAGAAUUUAUUUUAACUGCACGACCAGAGAAGUUUUUAGAAAAGUACAAAUAUUAUAUUACACAAAUAAAAGAAAAUAAUAAAUCAUUUGCAGAGAUCAGUUAUGAUGAUGAUGAGGUAGAAAAAAAUGGAUACCUUUCAGAAGAUCAACUUCUUAUCAAAUUUCUAAAAGAAAUACCAUGA